AUGACGCUUAACCUCGAUAGCGAAGAUGUUCUCUACACGCUCGCUUGUGAAUGUGAAGGGCUCUUUGACCAACUACAAGAGACCUUACUCAAAACCAAGCUGGAGGUUUCGACUAUGGACCUGUUCGCCGAGUUUCAGCAACGAUUUUCUAUAUGGGCGGCGCAUCUCGGGGUGUUUGCCAGGAAGAGCCAAUGCUUAGAUACGAGACUCCGAAACCUCCCAGACCUUCAAGACCUUGUCGCUCGAUUGCUGGAUAUCCUGCGCCGCAGCCUGCAACAAUGUAAGAACGAAACGAAUAGUCAAGAGGAGGUAGAUCAGGCUCCGAUAGGAUUCGAUGAAUCACAUCGCAAGGCUUCGAUACAAACGGCGGCUCUGACAGCAAUCGAUAACACCCUCUCUCGACUAAACCGUCUAGGUGUCACAAUUCGCCGGUCAAGUCGUGACAAUAUUGAUACGAGGGCUAAGAUAUUCGCCGCAGCUCUCAAUUUGGACUCAUUCGCCUAUCUAUGUGCGAAAGCUGUGCACGCCUUGUAUCCUUGUGCCCAUCAGUCUCUCAAAGAUUAUCUGAGCAAGUCCAUGACAGAUAGAUAUGCAAAGAUGCUAUUUCUCAACUCUCGCCACAAAAAGCUCGAGACCCGCCGGGAACCACGUUUAGGGCUGUCACCUAUCCUGGAAGUACCCAAUGACGAGACGCAAACCAACGUCCCUAUGACCCAGCCGGCGAGGGCGAUUCCCGUUGUAGCUAAUCUUCCGAAAGCAUUUGCUGCACUCUCUCAGUCCGACCUAUCCAGCGUCAACAUUCAACAGAUCCGGAGACGUCUCAGACCACCCGAUGAAGCGUCGACACUUCACAAGACAACGUCGGUCCAAGUCAACCAGGGUAAAUAUCCACGACCACCCGUCGCAAACGCGGACAGCGAUAUCUUCGCUUGCGAGUGGUGUUUUGAACUGCUCAGCAAGAAAACACUCUCGGAAAGCGAAUGGUGGUAG
Penicillium maclennaniae is the source of this 990-nucleotide messenger RNA. RefSeq lists its product as uncharacterized. Lineage: Eukaryota; Fungi; Ascomycota; Eurotiomycetes; Eurotiales; Aspergillaceae. The transcript has a single exon. The coding region runs from base 1 to 990 and encodes 329 amino acids. The record is from RefSeq and is a predicted model, not a curated record.